AUGACACUGCCCAGGAAAUCAACUUUGAGGAAGGGCUCCCUCCAUCAUAAAACUCUUUUACGACGUAGAAGUAAUAUUCUUGGAUCGGCUGAAUUGAUUCAGACCUUUAACGACGAUUUCGAAGUGACCCAAGUUGACCAGGUGGCGAUUAGAAUAGAGCGACUUGAUGAGCUCUGGGAAAAGUUUGAGGUUGUCCAAGAUGAAAUCGAAGUAAUUGAGGAUGAGGAACAAGAAUUCUCGGAAACUCGCCAACGAUUUCAAAAUCAUUACUUUGAACUGAAGGCAGCUCUAGUUAGGAAACUUCCCCAACGUGAUCCCACACCAACCGUUAGACAGCCCUCGUUUUUACCCCCUGCUCCUCAAACCAUGUCCGUUAAACUUCCUGAAUUGAAGAUACCGGAAUUCCGCGGUCAUCCGGAAGAGUGGAUAGAGUUCUACGAUUUGUUCAAAUCCGUAAUUCAUUGUAACACCCAACUCUCGAACGUUCAAAAACUCCAUUACUUGCGUGGUUCGCUCAAGGGUGAAGCUUCUCGCUUGAUUUCAUCCUUUUCGAUUACUGGAGACAACUACUUGAUAGCUUGGAAGACGGUAUGCGACCGUUAUGAGAACACGAAUUUUCUUAUCAAACAGCACAUGUCUGCCAUCUUGAAAAUUAAUUCCAUAAAGAAGGAGUCUUCAUCGGCAUUGGCUGAGUUAGCUGAUGAGUUCAAUCGUCAUGUCGGAAUUCUCAAUAAGCUCGAGGAAGGAAAUGCUCAUUGGAACUCCUUCCUAGUGGAACGUCUAAGUAGUCUGUUAGAUGAGAAAUCACUGAUGGCUUGGGAGAGUCAGUGUAAGGAGGAAGAAAAACCGAAAUAUGAAGAUCUCCUCGAUUUUAUGCAUAAAAGAUCUCGCACACUACAGAAAUGUAAAUCUACAUGUAUUCCAUCCAGUAGUGUGUCUGUAAAAUCUUAUAGAGGAAAACCUUCCUCCUCCCACGUGGCCUCUGAAAAAGUAAAUAAGUGUUUGAGUUGCAAACAAGUACAUCCUUUGAUCCAGUGUGAGACGUUUCUGAUGUUAUCACCUAACAAUCGGCUUGAUUUCGCUAAACGACACCGACUAUGUAUCAAUUGCUUACGGAGCGGACACAUCGCAAAGGAUUGUAGGAGCAGUAUGUGCAGAACAUGUGGAAAAAGACAUCAUAGCCUGCUCCAUCUUCCACCGUUGAUGUCAGCAUCGUCAGUAGUUGAUGCGACGGAUGUUGAACAAUCACCCAGCACGUCCCAAGCGUGCACCGUUAUUUUUGCUGCAUUGUCGACCAAAUCUCGAGCAGGAAUUUCGUACUCGGUCGCGCAAGCACCACCGGAGGUGUUGUCACGUUCGGUACCCCAGGCAAUCGCGUCGAUAUCUGAAACCAAUCCGUCGUCUGUCGUUACUGCUGACCCCCCUUCUUCGUCGUCGGUAGGUUCGUUCGGUAAUCUCGAGAAUGAACAUCUUCCAUAUUGCCCUCAGGAACAUGCCACCUCUUUUACACAAUCAUGCAAUGGACGUGAAAUCACAGUAUUUUUAUCAACAGCCGUCAUUCGUGUGCGCGAUGUGAAUAACUGCUAUCACUUUGCGCGGGCUCUUUUGGACAGUGGUUCACAGUCCAACUUCAUUUCUGAAACACUUUGUCAGAAGUUGAAUCUAAAGCGAACCCGUAUCAAUCUUCCUGUCAGUGGGAUCGGACAAGCAACUGUGAGCGUCCAUUUCAAAGUUAAUGUUAUGCUUGCAUCACGUUUUGGGGGAUUCGAAGAGCAACUGCCAUGUUUGGUAUUGCCGAAACUUACCGUUAACCUCCCCAGUCGUAGUGUCGAUAUUUCUCGGUGGAAUGUCCCUCGUAACUUGCCGUUAGCUGAUCCGAGAUUCAAUAUUUGUCAUGGGAUCGACCUGAUUAUAGGGGCGGAACUAUUUUACACUCUUCUCGAGUCGCAACAAAUAACGCUAACUGAUCAAUGUCCUAUUCUACAGAAAACCGUAUUUGGAUACGUUAUCUCUGGAAAGGCUGCAAUCCAGAAGGACGAAACGGUUGUGUGCCACGUGACCACCGAUCAAGAUCUCAACUCCCAACUCGAACGUAUGUGGGAGGUUGAGGAUUUCGACGAGGGAAAGACGCUAACCCAAGAAGAGCAGUACGUCGAAGAUCACUUCCAACGCACUGUGACGCGAGAUGAAACUGGACGGUAUACGGUGCGGCUACCGCUGAGGGAAUCUCUAAUUUCACUUCUUGGCGAUUCCUACAGGUCAGCUGUAAACAGAUUCUCGAUGAUGGAAAAACGUUUUGCUGUGGACAAUACGCUCCGGGAAGAAUAUACGAAAUUUAUGGAGGAGUACAUACAGAUGGGGCAUAUGGAGGAAUGUUCUCUUGUCGCGGGCCCGCAGUUCUGUCUCCCUCAUCAUGCUAUCCGUCGGCCUGAUAGCACAACGACGAAAACGAGGGUCGUUUUUGAUGCUAGCAGUAAAUCUCACGGUCAACUCUCACUGAACGAAAUCCUGUUUACUAGACCCACUGUUCAGCCAACCUUACUUGCAACGGUCGUCAACUUUCGGAUCCCACGGUACGUGUUCUCAGCUGAUGCCGAGAAAAUGUUCAGGCAAGUGUGGACGCACCCAGACGAUCGAAAAUUUUUGAAGGUCGUUUGGAGGUCGAGCUCUACGCUGCCACUGAAGCUGUACCAAUUGAAGACCGUAACAUAUGGACUCGCAUGUUCACCAUACCAAGCAGCACGUGUAUUGAACAAGCUCGCUGAGGACGAAGGAGAUCGAUAUCCACUUGCUGCAUUCGUAGUCACGAAACGAUUUUACGUCGACGACGUCCUGGCAGGAGGAGAUAAUAUCGAAGAAGUUGCUGAGACCUGUCGUCAAUUACAGGAUCUUCUUGCUCAAGGAGGAUUCACUCUUCGAAAAUGGUGUGCCAAUGAUCCGAGUGUGUUGCAGCACAUUCCCCAAGAAUUUUGGGGGACUUCUCCCCAGUUGGAAAUUGGUCGCAGUACGAUCACGAAAGCCCUUGGAUUAUUGUGGAAUCCGAGAACCGAUCGAUUUGGAUUCCAGGUGCCUUCUCUACAGAAGCUCGAUGUUAUCACCAAGCGUACUGUAGUGUCCGAAAUGUCGAGGUUGUUCGACCCUCUUGGCCUUUUGGGGCCAGUCGUAAUCAGUGCCAGAAUAUUCGUGCAAGGAUUGUGGGCGAAACGGCUGGAUUGGGAUGAACAAUUACCAGCGCAUGAAAAUCGGUGGUGGCAAGCUUUCCGUGAUGAAUUGGAACAACUAAAACAGAUCACCGUACCAAGGUGCGUGUUUCCUGAGAACCGUCGAGAGUAUAAAUUGCACUGCUUUUGUGAUGCAUCAUCGAGAGGUUAUGGAUGCUGUGUGUAUGUCGUCGGAUCGGAUGCCGAAGAAAACCGGCUCCUGAUAGCGAAGUCGAGAGUUGCUCCUCUUCGCGGUUUAUCCAUACCCAGGCUGGAGUUGUGUGCUGCAGUAUUGGGUAGCCAAUUGGUGUACAAUCUGAUAACGAAUACAGACUUUUCGAACUCAGUAGUUUUUUGGACAGACAGCACAGUUGUUCUCCACUGGAUUCGUUCACCACCACACGAAUGGAAAGUGUUUGUAUCGAAUCGUAUAGCAGAGAUUCAGCGCCUUACCAGAGGUGCUACGUGGAAUUACGUCUCUUCUGAGCUCAAUCCAGCGGAUCGCAUAUCCAGAGGUACUCAACCAAGUAAAAUUAUUAAUGAUUCUUUGUGGUGGCAUGGGCCACCAUUCCUCACACAACCUGCAGAUACAUGGCCAACAAUCCCACCAUUAAUCUCUUCUUCCAGCGACAUCGAGCAGGAGAAACGUCCAAUUGUCGUGUUAGCAGCAGUGGAAAUUGAUGAUUCCAUCUUCGAGCGAUUUUCGGAGUUCAACUUAAACGAAACAAACUCGACACAUCUCACCCAAUUGAAUUUGAUACCAAAUCACCUCUAA
Messenger RNA from Toxorhynchites rutilus septentrionalis, 3975 nucleotides. RefSeq lists its product as uncharacterized. The record is from RefSeq and is a predicted model, not a curated record. Gene Ontology annotation, molecular function: zinc ion binding; nucleic acid binding. Lineage: Eukaryota; Metazoa; Arthropoda; Insecta; Diptera; Culicidae. Bases 1 to 3975 code for a protein of 1324 amino acids. The transcript has a single exon.